CCCGCAUUCUCUCUCUAUCUCUUCGUCUUCCUUUCCUCCUCUCGAACCCCAAUAAAACCUCACUUUCCCUCCUUGCCACUUCGGAUUCUCCUCCUCUGCCUUUCGCUUCGUCACUCGCCACGCCACGCCAAAGACCAAGAAAAAAAAGGACGAUUUUUUCCUAGCUGCAACUUCCCUCACGCCAUGGAGGAGGAGAUGCCGCUGCAGCUGCUCUCCGCUUCCUCCGCCGCCGUCGCUGUCUGAGCUCCCCCUUCGCUCGAUCUCUCCAUCGGGCCGGGCCUACCUCUCCUAGCAGUGAAUCAAACCAUGGCAGCUUUCGCCGCGCUGUUCGACCCCCUGUACUGCCCGGAGGAGCACCUCGAUCUGUACCGCGACGAACCCGGCGAGGGUGCGGACGAGCAGUGGCCGGGCCAGCACGGACAGCAGGAGCCGGCUGUCCUCGACGACGAGCUGCCGGCGCUGUUCGAGGCACACCGGGCCAAGGAGGGGGUGGUGCUGGCGGAGGAUGGCGGGUACGGCGGCGCAGCUGGGCGUGAGGCCGCGGUCGGCUGGGUUUCACGCGCCGCGGCGCGGCUAGGCUUCUCCGCGCUCACCGCCGCGCUCGCCGCCGCCUACCUCGACCGCUGCUUCCUCCCCGGGGGCGCGCUCCGGCUCGGCGACCAGCCCUGGAUGGCGCGCCUAGCCGCCGUCACCUGCUUCGCGCUCGCCGCCAAGGUCGAGGAGACGCGCGUGCCGCCGCUCCUCGACCUCCAGCUCUACGCCGCCGCUGACGCCGCGGAUCCGUACGUAUUCGAGGCCAAGACGGUGCGCCGGAUGGAGCUGCUCGUGCUCUCCGCGCUUGGGUGGCGGAUGCACCCUGUCACGCCCUUCUCCUACCUCCAGCCCGUCCUCGCCGACGCUGCGACGCGCCUGCGUAGCUGCGAGGGCGUCCUGCUCGCGGUCAUGGCCGACUGGAGGUGGCCUCGGCACCGGCCUUCGGCGUGGGCCGCCGCCGCGUUGCUGAUCACAGCCGCCGCCGGCGACGGCGGCGACGGCGACGGCGACACGGAGCUCCUGGCGCUCAUCAAUGCCCCCGAGGACAAGACCGCCGAGUGUGCCAAGAUCAUCUCCGAGGUGACGGGCAUGAGCUUCCUCGCCUGCGAUGUCGGCGUGAGCGCCGGAAAUAAGCGUAAGCACGCGGCGGCGCAGUUGUACUCGCCGCCGCCGAGCCCGAGCGGCGUGAUCGGCGCGCUGUCCUGCUUCAGCUGCGAGAGCUCGACGUCCGCCACCGCUAUGGCUGCGGCGGUCGGCCCGUGGGCGCCGUCGGCGUCCGUGUCCGUGUCGUCCUCUCCAGAGCCACCAGGUCGGGCCCCCAAGCGCGCAGCGGCGGCGUCGGCGUCGGCGUCGGCGUCAGCCGGGGUCGCGCCACCGGUCCAGGUCCCGCAUCAGCUACCCCCCGACGAGGAGAGCCGCGACGCCUGGCCGUCCACCUGCGCCGCGUGACGCACCGUGCCGGAAACGGUGCCUAUGGCGAGACCGCCGUUCGGUGGCGGUGGAGAAUGGAGAACAAGGAGCAUCAUUGGCUCGCGUCGGUGAGCAGGAGAACGAACUAUUUUGCCCAUUGCCGUGACAGAUGGGGGGCAAGAGAGAUAAGAAAAGAUGUCCUUGUUUGCAUGCUUAUGGCGGGAGUAAUGUUUGCAUGCUUGUGGCAGCACAUUUUGCAAUGAUGGUUCUCAGAGAACUUAGCUGGAGGUGGAAGAUGAUUAGCGGAUAAUUUGCCGUCGAGAUCGAUGGCGAUUUAGUAUUUGUUGCAACUGUAGUGAUGCUAGUUCUUGCCGUGUUCUUGUUGGUUCUUGGCA
Molecule: messenger RNA, 1838 nt
Organism: Zea mays
Lineage: Eukaryota; Viridiplantae; Streptophyta; Magnoliopsida; Poales; Poaceae
Product: cyclin delta-3
Exons: 3
Coding region: 307-1482 (391 amino acids)
Source: RefSeq, marked validated